This is a messenger RNA of Staurois parvus, 404 nucleotides long. NCBI's taxonomy places the organism in Eukaryota, Metazoa, Chordata, Amphibia, Anura, Ranidae. The record is from the annotation of a GenBank genome assembly.
ACACAGAGACACCUGUGUACACACACACACACACACACACACAGACACAUGUACACACACACAUACAUGUACAUACACGCAAACACAUGUACAGAUACACACAUGUACACACACACACCACCCCCCGCCCCAUAAAAAGUUGCAGUACUUCGUUGUUCACUCACAGAGCUGGGUACUGCACUCUAGGGGGAGGCAGAGAGCACAGCACACACUCCUUCCUUUGCUUUCACUGCGCUCAGCUAAUGAGCAGUCUGACGGCUCCCAGUGCCAAUGACAGAUCUGGACUGAGCUCCGAGCCUGCUCAGCAAGACAGCCCUAGAGGACACACUCGCCCCCACCAUAAUUUCCACUCGCCAUUGGUGAGCAGGCAAGUGGAAAUUUCAAGGCCUGGUAUACAGAACGUU